Macrosteles quadrilineatus (aster leafhopper) is the source of this 2064-nucleotide messenger RNA. RefSeq lists its product as uncharacterized. The record is from RefSeq and is a predicted model, not a curated record. Gene Ontology annotation, molecular function: RNA-DNA hybrid ribonuclease activity; nucleic acid binding. NCBI's taxonomy places the organism in Eukaryota, Metazoa, Arthropoda, Insecta, Hemiptera, Cicadellidae. Bases 1 to 2064 code for a protein of 687 amino acids. The transcript has a single exon.
AUGGUAAAGGCUAUGGAGAAGAUCAUUAACAGGCACGUGAGGGAUGAGAUUCUCAUGAACUCAAGCCUGAAUGUGAACCAACAUGCCUUUAUGAUGGGCAAAUCGACUACAACAGCGCUUCAUAGCCUGGUAGUGAGAAUAGAAGACACACUAGAUCACAAGGAAAUCCUAGCAGGAGUCUUCAUGGACAUCCAAGGAGCCUUUGAUAAUGUGUCCUAUCAGUCAAUAGAGGAAGCACUGACAGACAGAGAAAUUCCUCAAGAAAUAGUGUGCUGGAUAAUGGCUCUGCUCCGAAGCAGAGAAAUAUCAGCCACGGUUGGAGACUCGUCGGUUAUAGUCGAGGCCAGAAGAGGGUGUCCGCAAGGAGGAGUUUUAUCUCCCCUGCUAUGGACACUUGUGGUUGAUGGCCUGCUGAGAGAAGCUGAACAAACAGGCAUUGACCUACAGGCAUUUGCAGAUGAUCUAGUGCUGACCGUGAGAGGGAAUCACAAAGGUACCAUUGAGGACCUUACCCAGCGGGCGGUAGACUACAUCGACAAUUGGUGUAACACAAAGGGUUUGACAAUCAACCCUACAAAAACUGAAAUAGUGACCUUCACGAGAAAAAGGAGGACUAAAAUCUCCCCACCCCAAAUUAGGGGAAUGAGGGUCAAGUCAGUCAAGGAGACUAAAUAUCUGGGUGUAUACUUAGAUCAGAAGUUGACUUGGAACAGGCACAUAGAUCAUGUCAUCGCCAAGGGAACAGGAGCCAUGGGCGCCUGUAGAAGAACAUUUGGCAAAAAAUGGGGCCUCAACCCUAGAUUGAUCUGGUGGAUAUACGAAACUAUAGUCAAACCUAUGGUGGAAUACGCAGCCCUGGUGUGGUGGCAGAAGGCAGAGCAAACUGGGGCAGCUGCAAAGCUGCAACAACUGCAAAGACUUGCUUGCACAGGGGUAUGUGGCACAACAAGAUCAUGCCCGACAGUGGUGAUGGAGUCAAUUUUAGGCGCACUCCCACUCGGGCUGGAUAUAAAGAAAAGGGCAGCAUUAACAGCCCUUAAGACUUGUAGUAAAGGAGAAAUAUCUUCUUUGAGAAGGACGGGUCACAUGUCAAUCCUAAGGGAACUCCCAAGUUUGGAUAUGGAAAUGACGGUCUCAGAUCUUAUGAUUAGGAAGUACGACUUUGAUAAACCCUACCAAGUGGCCAUUGGAGACAGAGGAGAAUGGCAGAAGGUAAGGGAUAAAACAGGAAAGUCGGCGAUGGUGUUUUACACAGACGGAUCGCGGAGGGAGGGCAGGUCGGGACUUGGAGUGUAUGGUAUUGGAACCUACCUCUCAAAGGCCCUCGGUGAAACGCCGACUGUCUUCCAGGCGGAAGUCAUGGCAAUAGAGCAUUGUGCGAGACUGCAGUUGGACAAAGGCCUGAAGAGGAGAGGGGUGCUUAUCCUCUCAGACAGCCAAGCUGCUCUCAAAGCAAUUGACGCCUGCGUGGUGGAGUCUAAAGUUGUGCAGAGCUGCAGGAACACCCUCAAGGCCCUGAGCGAACACAACAGAAUCCAACUUGCAUGGAUCCCAGGUCACGCUGGGCACGAAGGCAACGAAAGGGCUGACGUCCUGGCGGGCGAGGGGGCAAAAUCCGAACUCAUUGGGCCUGAACCAUGCUGUGGAGUCCCAGUGAGCAAAUGCCGAUCAAAAAUCAUAACCUGGGCAGAGGGACAACAAGAAAAGGUUUGGGAAAAUACCCCAGGCCUGAGACAAUCAAAGAUGCUAAUCAAUCCUCUUAGUAAGGAAUGGAGAAACAUCUUCGACCUCCAAAAAGAAGAAAUAAGCCUCCUGAUAGGUCUACUUACAGGGCAUGGCUAUGUAAGGAAGUACCUUAAGACAAUAGGGCUUAGACAGACAGACCAGUGUAGAUUCUGUCUCAAUGAAACAGAAUCAGCUGAGCACAUAUGGCUGGAAUGUCCGGCGUUAGCCCAUAAAAGGUUGAAACACCUAGGAAAGGCAUUCCCGUUGCCUACUGAAAUAAGAGAAAUGGGUGUGCACCAACUGAUUGGCUUCGCAAGAAAACUUCGGUUAGGUGACUAA